Molecule: messenger RNA, 1770 nt
Organism: Trichoderma atroviride IMI 206040
Lineage: Eukaryota; Fungi; Ascomycota; Sordariomycetes; Hypocreales; Hypocreaceae
Molecular function (GO): catalytic activity
Source: RefSeq, a predicted model, not a curated record
AUGGGCUCUAUAACCACUACCAGCAACGUCGCUGCCGAUGCAUAUUCUGUCCCAUCGGCCGCAGACAAGGUAUUUGAAGACGGCAUCAUCUCAAAUCCUCUCAUAGCCAAAGAUCUUCCGUCAGAGGUAAAAAAUAAAAACACCAAAAUUACCUUUACUGGAUCCGCGAGCCCAUCUCUGCCCGUCAACUGGAGACUUGCAGAAGCCGUGUCGUCUCUCAAGGCACUGGAAGCAGCCUUGGUGGACACAGUACUCCAGCGCCGUUACGGCCUGGAGCCUCACCAGGUCACCAUCAACACCGACCAUGCGAGCCUCUUCAUCUUUUCUACUCUCCUCUGGACCAUCGAUCCUGUUGCCGGAGGUGAAAACAUCAGCCCAAAUAGCCUCCGUGAGGCAAACAAGAACCUCUUCAAAUAUUUCCCCAACUGCGAUAAGCAUCGCAUGAACGCUUCCACACAUCGGAAUCUGAGCACAAACAUCUACAAAUGCGCAGACGGCCGCUACUUUCAAUCUCAUGGGUCUCUCAACCCGACGCCUACGCUGCUCAAUGUUGGCCUUCCAGCAGAAGCGGACAAAGACACGAAUAUCUAUGACGAUGCUGUGAAGCCAUUUAACGAAGCUUUUGGCAGCAUUGACAGCGAAGCCUUGCAACGAACUACAGAUGAGACGCGGCAAGCUGGCACCAUCUGCUACACCACCGAGGAAUUUCUCAACUCGGAGCAUGGAAAGGCCAAUGCACACGUCGGCCUCUGGGAGAUUCGCGAGACGGCAAACGAGUCGCAGCGUCCUUGCUGGUGGGAAACGCCGGCGUCUCAGUCAGGCAUAUCUCGACCUCUUGCUGGCAUCAAAAUCGUUGACCUGACGCGCAUCAUCGCCGGCCCAAGCAUCACUCGCAGCUUGGCCGAGCUCGGGGCCAGCGUGAUGCGCUGCACGGCACCUCAUUUACCUGAUGUUGUCUCUCUCCAGGCAGAUCUAAACUGGGGAAAAUGGAAUUGCAGCAUUGAUCUCCGAGAGGAGGGUGAUCGGGAGAAACUGAGGCUGCUUAUUCAAGAUGCCGAUGUAGUAGUGCAAGGAUAUCGUCCCGGUGCGCUUGACAAGUAUGGAUUUGGCGAAGACGACAUCAUCAAAAUGGCUGAGCAGCGAUCCAAGGGCAUAGUAUACGUGCGAGAGAACUCGUAUGGUUGGCAUGGGCCUUGGAAAGAUCGAAGCGGUUGGCAGCAGGUUGCCGAUGCGAACACCGGCCUUAGUUACUCCUUUGGACGAGCCAUGGGCCUUGAUGAGCCCGUCACGCCCAUCUUCCCGCACAGCGACUACUGCACCGGCGUUGCGGGCUCUUGCGCCGUCCUCCUCGCACUUUUACGUCGCGCUGAAAAAGGCGGUUCUUAUAGCAUUGAUCUCUCCCUCAACUACUACAGCACAUGGCUUAUCCGAUCCGUGGGAACGUAUCCUCCCGAGGUUUUUGACAAACUCUGGGCUGAGCACGGCCGACCUGUCUAUCGGCACUGGCACAACAACGGCGUAUCGGCGCCUGAAACUGUAAAGAGGCUCAAAAGUGGCCCGGCGAGUGAGAGGAUACUUGUGCCGGAAUUCUUUGAAGAUCGUCGCUCGCCGAGUGUUUUAGGGGAAAAGAUGUUUCGCGCGGUGAAGGGAGUUGCGGAUUGGGGUGGUGUUGUUGACUUGCGAUAUAAUGUUGGAACAAGAGGCAAUGGGAUUGACGCGGCGAGAUGGCCGGAUGAUUUGGCACAGGAAGUGGUGCCAGAGCUGGAUUGA